AUGUUCUUCUUAAUAAAAUUAUAUCUCUCUAAACAAAUUACUUUAAAUUCAUACUUUGCUUUGAGUUUAGCUUUAUUAUCGAUAUCAAUUUAAGCAGGAAGAUUAUUUUACUAUUUAGAUAUUAUUAACAUUAAUAAUCCCUUUUAAUUAGAGAUAGAUAAUGUAUAUGAUCUUAAAAAAUAUAUGAACUUAUAUUCACUUUCAUCAAAUUCCUAAAAUAGAAAAUUCUUUUAAAACAUAUAAACUAUUAAAAUAUUCAUUAGACAAGAACAUUACUUAGAUUAAAAAGAUUUAAUAAAAUGUCUAUUCUGCUCUUUUGGAACACUUGAGAUUAAAUCUUAAAGUUAUUAAAGGACUUUUAUAAUUAAUUCAAACUAAUUUUAAUCUGUAAAAAUUUAGGAACCAGUUAAUGCUAAAUUAUUUUAAGAAGGAUUUCGCUACUAGAAAAUUCUUCCAUCAAUAGCUUAGUUUGAAAUACCUGCUAAUAAAAUAUCAGAUUUUGAAAAUAUAAUUCAGUUUUUUUAUCAAAGUAAUAUAUUUAUAAAGAUAAUAAACCUAGAUAUAACAUUUUUUAUUGACAAAAAAAACACUAAGAUAAAAAAUUACAAUCAAUAUGUCAAAGUAAUACAAAGGACUAUAAUAUAAUUUAUGAUAUUCACAAAACAUAUGUCUUUAGAAUAAAUAUUCAAUCCUAAAAUAAUCUUCUACGAUAUUUUUGAAUGA
Messenger RNA from Tetrahymena thermophila SB210, 723 nucleotides. RefSeq lists its product as hypothetical. The record is from RefSeq and is a predicted model, not a curated record. Lineage: Eukaryota; Ciliophora; Oligohymenophorea; Hymenostomatida; Tetrahymenidae. The transcript has a single exon.